AUGCAAGUUCAACAACCACAACAGAUACAGCAACAACAUUUACAACAACAACAGGCACAGCAGCACCAACAACAACAGGUACAGCAACAUCAACAGCAACAACAACAACAACAACAACAACAACAAAUAUAUCAACAAAUUGUAAAUCAACCAGUUAAUAAUGUACAUCAAUUACCAUCAUUACAACAACAACAAUUAUUAGAACAAUAUGAUGAAUUAUUAAAACAAGUUAGUUUAAUUAGGUCAAAUGUUUCAGAUUUUUUUAAUAGUUUUAUAGAGGAUGCAAAACAACAACAAACCAUUGUAAAUAAAGAAGAGAUGAAACAAAAAUUAAAGAAAUCUAUGGAUUUAGUACUUGGAUCAAUUUCAUCAAUUGAUAAAGUUUCAAAGAGAAUAUCGAGUUAUUCAUUUCAAAUUGCAUCAUCAAAUUUCUCAACACAAGAAGCAUCAUGGGCUUAUUCAACUGGUAUCUAUGAUAAUAGGAAUAUUAAAGUUCAAUUAGAAAUUAGAAAUGAAAAUUAUUGGAGAUCUCAAACUUCCUAUAAAUCAUCACUAGCUUCAUCAAAUUUAGAAAAUAAAUUAAAAGAUUUAUUUCCAAUCAUUUUUCAAGAGGAUGAAGAAUCUUCAUCAUUAUCAAAAAAAAGAAAACAAAUUUCAUCUUUAACUUCGAAUUCACUAAGUACCACUACCAUUACAACUACUACUACACCAUCACCAUUAUUUAAAUUACCAUCAACACCACCAACUUUAUUAUUGUCAGGUACAAUAUCACCAUUUUAUGAUUAUUUUGCACAAAUUGAGCGUGUAAUUCAUUCAAUUAGACAAGAAUCUGCUUUGGAAAUAUUUGAAAUUCAAAAACAAUCAUCUGGUGCACCAAAAGGUUUAUUCGUUGAAUGUCCUGACGUUUUUAAAUGUUUAAUUUGUUUUGGUAUACCAAAUGAUAGAAAAGAUUGUUUUACAAUUGAUAGAAUUUCAUUUUUUGGUGUAAAAGAAAAUUUUGAUUCAUUAUGGGCAUCUUCAAAAUAUAAUAUAUUUAAAAAGAUUUCAGAAAAUUCAUUUGAAGCAAUUAGUUAUUAUUCAGCAAAUCCAAAUGGUGGAUCAAUUUUAAAAUGUAUUUUAUCUUGGAUUUGGUCAUUUAGAGGUUUAUUUUUAGAAGAAUGUAAAGGUUGUCAAGAUAUUUUACAUUUAGAUUCUCCUCAAUAUAUGUAUUUACCACCUUCAUUUAGAACUUUUGAUAAUUAUACUCCUUACCAUCCAUCUUGUUAUCAAAAUCAUUUAUUAUCUUGUAAUUCUUUUUCUUCUUCAACUUCUUCCUCUAUUCAACAAAGCCCUUUCUCACCUCUAAAUAAAUAA
Dictyostelium discoideum AX4 is the source of this 1353-nucleotide messenger RNA. RefSeq lists its product as hypothetical. Lineage: Eukaryota; Evosea; Eumycetozoa; Dictyosteliales; Dictyosteliaceae. The record is from RefSeq and is a predicted model, not a curated record. Gene Ontology annotation, biological process: positive regulation of DNA-templated transcription. Gene Ontology annotation, cellular component: nucleus; mediator complex. The coding region runs from base 1 to 1353 and encodes 450 amino acids. The transcript has 2 exons.